This is a messenger RNA of Hypanus sabinus (Atlantic stingray), 900 nucleotides long. It is a transcript of the gene pnp4a, whose product is annotated as purine nucleoside phosphorylase 4a. Gene Ontology annotation, biological process: nucleoside metabolic process. Gene Ontology annotation, cellular component: cytoplasm. Gene Ontology annotation, molecular function: purine-nucleoside phosphorylase activity. Lineage: Eukaryota; Metazoa; Chordata; Chondrichthyes; Myliobatiformes; Dasyatidae. Bases 1 to 900 code for a protein of 299 amino acids. The transcript has 6 exons. The record is from RefSeq and is a predicted model, not a curated record.
AUGAUGCAUUCUGUAGAUGCCAUUUGUUAUGAGACCUAUCAGGAGACAGCAGAAUGGUUGCUAUCAAGGAUCAAACAUCAACCAAAGGUUGCGAUAAUCUGCGGCUCUGGGCUGGGAAUGCUUGCUCAGACACUCACUAAUCACGAGACCUUCAAAUACGCUGAUAUUCCCAACUUCCCGAAAAGCACAGUGAAAGGACACGCGAGCCAACUUGUAUUUGGAGAGCUGAAGGGGAAGACUUGUGUCUGCAUGCAAGGGCGUUUCCAUAUGUAUGAAGGAUACCCACUUACAAAGGUGACUUUCCCAGUCCGUGUGUUCCAACUACUGGGUGUGGAAGUUCUGAUUGUGACCAACGCCGCUGGAUCACUCACAGAUGGCUACAGCACCGGAGACCUCAUGAUCAUCAAGGACCACAUUAAUAUGCCAGGCCUGGCAGGGCAACAUCCUCUCCAAGGCCCCAAUGAUGAGCGGUUUGGAUGCCGCUUUCCCCCCAUGUCCGAUGCGUACGACAGAGCUCUGGGCAAGCUGGCUCUGGACAUAAGCUCUGAGCUGAACUGCAGAAACAUCAUGCACGAAGGCGUUUACUGCAUGGUCGGAGGCCCCAGCUUCGAGACAAUUGCUGAGGCACACCUUCUUCACAGGCUUGGAGCUGAUGCUGUGGGAAUGAGCACCGUUCCCGAGGUCACCGUGGCGAGACACUGUGGCCUGCGAGUGUUCGGACUCUCUCUGAUCACCAACAAUGUGACAAGGGAGUAUAACAGCGACGAAGUGGUGGACCAUGAAGAUGUCCUGAGUAUCAGCAAGAUGAGGGCAGGCGUGGUGCAGAGCCUCAUAAUGGAGCUGGUGGGUCGCCUGGAGCUGACAUCCACUAGAAUGCAGACCAUACAAGACAGAACAUAG